GACCAAAAUACAACAUAAGGCAGUCACAUACAGGGGACACAUCACUAGCUUGUCUCUCAUCCUUCACAAUGGUGUCCUGCGUCUUGUGUCUGGGGCUGAUCCUCCUGCACAUCUCUGGGACUGUGGAUGCAAAACCGCACUAUGUGAUCACAGUUCCUGCACAGUUAGUGCAGGGAUCGCAGCAGAAAGCCUGCGUGACCUUCCUUGAUCUGGAUGAAGUGAUUGACGUUAGACUGGAACUACAGAAAGAUGAAAAAGUCCAGGUUGUUGCUGAGCAUAAAAUAGACACCCCUGAAUAUUACCAAUGUUUCUCUUUCAAGGUUCCUAUGGUGGUAGAAGGAGAUUGGUCAGUCUGGUUGUUCCGUGUAUCUGCACAUGGAAAAAAUAUAAAUGUCAAUGAGAUCAAAACGAUAAUAAUCUAUAAAGCAUAUGAAGUGUGCCUCGUCCAGACGGAUAAAGCUACAUACAAGCCGGGUGAUACAGUGAAAUUUUGGCUUAUUACUGUGGACUACCAAUUCCAUGCAGCAAAGAGAAAGUAUGCGACGGUUGAGCUAAAGGACCCAAAUGGUAGCCGUAUUGGACAGUGGCUGAAUGUGUCUUCUAAUCAUGGUUUUGCUGAUUUUAGUUUUCCUUUGGCAAAUGAACUAUCUCUCGGAGCAUAUAAAAUUACAUCACCUGAUGGAUGUGAAAGAGAAUUUACUGUCUCUGAAUAUGUGCUGAAAAGAUUUCAGUUACAAAUCAAUUUACCACCCAAUGUAACUUGGGCAGAUAAAUCCUUUCACCUGGAAUCCUGUGGCAGUUACACCUAUGGAAAGCCAGUAAAGGGCUCCGGCAAUCUUACAAUCUGUCCUAGAGCAAUUGCUGACAUCUGGUUAUUGGGGCUUCAAUACAUUGGCAACACUGAAUAUGAUAAUGAAAAUUGCCUACAAAUAAAUGAUGUGAAGACUGAUAGCAAAGGAUGUCUAUCCAGGGAGAUCAACCUUCGUGUUUUCAAUUUAUCAAGCUCAACUCGCAAACACUUUUUAACCAUUUCAUCUUCACUGACAGAAGACGGCACAGGUCACAUUGAGAAAGCAUCAAAUAACCUCAUGCUCAGGAAUUACAGGGAAAUAGUAUAUGUGGAUACUGGAAACUUUUACUAUAGAGGUAUUCCAUUCAAAGGCAAGCUGCGUGUUGUUGAUGAGAAAAAUCAGCCCAUGGCUAAUGAAUAUCUAACAGUACAUGUACAGGAAAAUGAGGAUAAGAUCCCAAAUCUGGUGACCGACAAAAAUGGAUUUGUUAAUUUUACACUCAACACCUCUACAUGGGAUGGAUAUAUAACAUUAGCGGUAACAUUUGUAUUAGUCAACGGUGAUGAUGUCUAUAGAAAAGGACAGAACGAAAAAUGGCUUGUCCCCUUUUUCUCUGAGAGUAACAGCUUUCUGAAUGUAGAACAACUUUCAGACUAUGUGUACUGUGACUCUGACGUGUCAAUGAAUGUGCUGUAUGACAUCAAAAGGAGCAGCCUGGAUCCUAAUUCUGAUCAUCUCACUUUCUUCUACUAUCUGCUGUCUAAAAGUUCAAUCACUUCUUACAAAAAAUAUAAAUUAAAUCUUAAAGAGCAAGCAAAUAGCCCAACACUACAUGGGUCAUUCCCUAUAAGGAUCCAUGUAGAUUCUGAUGUUUUCCCUUUGGUACAUAUCUUUGUUUUCACUAUAUUGCCCAAAGGAGAGACUAUUGCAGGGAGAGCAAUAUACAGAGUUUCAAGUUGUUCCAAGAACAAGGUGCAACUCAGUUUCUCAGAAGCUCAGGUCCGUCCUGGAGAAAAUGUGAAUCUUAAGGUUACAGCUGAGUCUGGAUCCUGGUGCUCCGUGAGAUCUGUGGAUAAAGGUUUUUUACUUCACAAACCUCAUGAGGCCUCAUUACCAACAGAUUUUACAAGGAGAUUAUCAGAUGCAUUUACUUCCGGUCAAGAUAGGUUUCCAGCUGUAAUACGGGACCCGGUACAGCACCAAUGCCAAGAAAAUGAGACUGUUGUAGAGGAAAAUAAUUUCCUGGCUGAGGCUUCUACUUUGUUUGAGGCACAUAAUCUAAAAGUGUUUACCAACACUCGGCUAAAGAGACCAGUGAGAUGUGCUGCAGCUAAAAUCGGUGCCCGCUCUUCAAAGAGAAAUAAACAACGUAAAACUGAAGGUGAAGAGGUGAACAAGCGUCUCGCAAGAACAUACUUCCCAGACACCUGGUUAUUUGACUUAGUUUCUGUGGGCCCUACAGGACAAGCAGUACUGAACCUGACUACCCCAGACAGUAUCACUAAGUGGGAAACUGAUGCAUUUUGUUUCGGGAAGUCUGGAUUUAGUGAGAUAAAGGAUGUUGGGCUCACCACCUUCAAACCUCACUUCAUUGACCUGAUAGUACCCUACUCUGUGGUACAAGGAGAGAAAUUUACAAUCCAAGCCCUGGUCUUUAGCUACGUGCAGAACUGUAGUCUGGUGGUGGCUACACUGUCUGAUUCAAAGGAUUUCACAACAGUCCACAGCAAGGAGCAGGCCAGAUGUGUCUGUGAAGGCCACUCGACCCACUUUACCUGGGAUGCCAUAGUCUUAAAACUAAAGAAGUUAAAGAUCCAUGUGAGCAUUGGUUCUCUGCAUGUGGAUGGGGAAUGCACUGCAGAUCCGCUUUUGUUGGGAGAGGAUCACAGAGAAGACUCUAUUGAAAAAAACGUUGUGGUCAAGCCUAGAGGAUACGAAGAGCAAAAGACAGAAACCUAUAUCAUAUACCCAGCAAAUAACAGUGAGAAAAUCCAAGUUUCUUUCCAAGUUCCAGACAGAAUGGUGCCAGGCUCGGAACGUGCCCACAUCAUUGUACUGGGUGAUCUCAUGGCCAAUUUUAUCAUUAAUUUGGACGAUAUGCUUCAUAUGCCAGAAGGGUGCGGGGAGCAGAACACAGCAAAGAUUCUAAGAAAUGUUUACUCACUGCAGUACUUACAGAGUACCAAAGAACUAACACCCCAAACCCAAAAAAAGAUUGUGGAAUCCUUAAUUCAAGGUUACCAAAAACUACUGACAUUUAAAAAUGAAGACAACACUUAUGGAUUGUUUCCAGGCGCUGAAUCAAAUUUCUGGCUCACAGCCUUAGUAAUAAAGGCUUUCAGCAGUGCUCAGGACUUUAUCUACAUAGAUGGUAUUCAUGUUCAGCAUGCUGUGACAUGGUUCAACAAACGACAGUUACCCAAUGGCUGUUUUGGAGGAGAAGAGUAUUACUUUAACAAUGAGUUACAGAAAGAUAAAGUGACGCGAGCUGCCUACGUGCUCAUCUCACUGCUGGAGCAUCCCCAGGCCUACAGCGGAAGCAUUGUGGAGAAUACAUUGAAGUGUUUGAGGAAUGGAGCACACAGCGUCACAUCUCCCUAUACCCAAGCUCUCCUGGCCUAUGCCUUCACUCUGUCAGGAGACGGUGACCUAAGGCUGGAGACACUAAAGGCUUUGGAGAAGGCUGCUAUUAAGAAAGAUGGAUUUAAGCAUUGGCAAGGAAACGUGAAUUAUCAUGAAGGCAUUGAGACAACAUCCUAUGCUAUUAUGGCUUUGCUUUCUAAAAAAACAGUAACCCAGAGAGAUCUUGAGGAGAGCGCAGAUAUCGUCCGUUGGCUUUUGACAAAACAAUCACCAUGGGGAGGAUUCGGCUCCUCUCAGGACACUACAGUAGCUCUUCAAGCUCUGGCUAAAUAUGCCCAGGCCAUGCACCAUAAGAAGGGAGAUGCAACAGUGACAAUUGAGUCAAAGUCAGGGUUUCAUAAAGAGAUUCAUGUAGAUAAAAGUAACAGCCUUCUCCUACAAACAGUAGACCUGCCAGAGUUCCCUGGAGAAUACACAGUGACUGUCACAGGAAAUGGAUAUGUCUAUGUACAAUCACACCUGCAUUACAGCAGUCUUCCUUUCAAAUCUGAUGCCCACUUUGUCCUCAGUGUAAACACAGUUCCAGCCAUCUGCACCCAUGGGGGACAAACACAUUUUGAGGUCCAUGUGGAUGUCCGAUACUCAGGAAGACGUAAUGAGACCAACAUGGCGGUGAUUAUGGUGGAGUUUCUGUCUGGAUUUCACUUUGAUGAGACAAGUGUAAAUAAGCUGAAGAAGAAUCCUACAGUAGAUAGAACAGAGGUCUCAGCGGAUAAAGUCACCAUUUACUUGACCAAGCUCACUCAUGUAACAGAGAGAUUUGCUUUUGGCAUGGCAAAAGAAACACAUGUGGAAAAUCUGCAGCCCGCAAAUGUCAUAGUUUAUGAUUAUUAUGUUCCAGAUGAGAACGCUGUUGCAGAGUAUAAUUCUCCUUGCAGUGCAGGAUUUGAAAAAGAGGUAUCCCACUAAUCCGUAGCUGAAAAUAUCACAAGGUGUCCUCAAUGCCACAGAAUACAUGUAGUCUACAGUAUAUGCAAAUACUGCAGACGAGAAGAAAUCGCAUCCUUAACACAGGCUAAUUCAUUGUUUUUUUAAACAUUCAAUAAACAAUUUACAACUUA
Molecule: messenger RNA, 4495 nt
Organism: Pseudophryne corroboree (corroboree frog)
Lineage: Eukaryota; Metazoa; Chordata; Amphibia; Anura; Myobatrachidae
Product: alpha-2-macroglobulin-like
Exons: 36
Coding region: 69-4343 (1424 amino acids)
Cellular component (GO): extracellular region
Molecular function (GO): endopeptidase inhibitor activity
Source: RefSeq, a predicted model, not a curated record